AUGAAUUUUAUUAAGAACCGGUUGGAGCGUCGGCCGGAUCCACUUCCGAAGCCACAAGUGUUUCGUCACAUUCAACCGACUUCCAGUCGGGGAACGACACGAAGCAUUCAUGACAGUUUGAAUGAAACGCUGGCGGCCGGUGAGCCGUAUGUUGUGUGCGCCAUUGCGGAAGGUCGUGGCCAUGCCGUGCUGGAGGUAGGACUGGCCGCAAUUGAUGUAUCAGCGCCGGUGCUGCGGAUGACCCAGUUUAGUGACAACUUUUGGUACUCGAACGUACUAACUUCGCUGAAGGCACUGGAUCCGGCUGUGAUCUAUUUCAGCGAGCAUUCGCUGAACAGUCAAUCAUCGACCUUGCCGGGCGUCAUACGAGGUCACAUGCCAGCAGUUCAGAUCGUUCCACUUGCCAGACACUUUUUCAACGAUGUUAAUGCCAAAAAGUACAUGGAAGACUUUUGCAGUUCGAGUUAUCGGCUGUUGAAGGAUUCGAUUAUUUCCAAGUACUACGGACUGGCGGCAAUCGGGGCCCUUCUGAGGCACUGCUUCGAGAGUAACAUACUGCGAAUUGCUUCGAAAUCUUUGCAGUUUCGGUACCUAAACAAGCAGAAUACUCUGGCAAUCGACAUUGAAUGUGUUGGGCAUCUGGAGUUGAUCUAUUCGCUGCAGAAGGUGACUGACAAGCACUCGCUGUAUUGGCUGUUGAACCACUGUAUUACCGGUGUUGGAAAGAGACACUUGCGAGCCAAUCUGCUGGAACCCAGCUGCUGUCAACGCAAGCUGGAAGCUCGGUUGGAAGGCGUAGCGGAGCUACUCGCAAAAGCCGAUAUUUUGUGUGGUGUUCAAAGAAUUCUUCGAGAUCUGGUGGAUAUUGGAGGACUCAUGAGACUCUCGGUUGAUGUGGAUGUCUUGAAAACUACCAAACAGAAUACGAUACAUGUUCUUAAUCAAGCCUGUACUUUACGCAGCGCUUUGCGCUGUGUUCCGGAAUUGAACUUAUUACUGACGCCAACUGAAUCCACGGUUCUAAAAGUAAUCAGGCAGGCGUUAAGUAGUCCAGUUUAUCAAUUACUUUCGAACAAAAUUGGUACGGUCUUAACUUCGGGCGAAAGUGUUUCGUCAACCGCAGACUGUCACCGUCUAUUUCUGGUGAAAUCCGGGGUUUGCUCAACGCUGGAUGUACUUCGAGGACUGUACUCGGAAAUGAUCGACGAGAUUCGUGAAUACAUUGCCGUAUUGUCUCGAGAUUACAGCAUUCCCCUGAAAAUGUCCUACAGCCGAUCGCACGGCUUUCACAUUCAAACCAAUCUGAAGCAGAAUGGAAAUGCACCUCCUCCGAACACUUUUCGUGUUCUGAAUCGAGCCGGUCAACGUUUUAGCUUAACUACCGGACAUCUUCAGGUGUUGAACGAACGAGUUAAUGGAAUUAUUGGAGAAAUUGAGACCGUCAGCUAUGUCACCAUCAAAGAACUGAUCGAAGAAAUCCGGCUGGAAGUGGACCACGUUUACAUACUCGUAGCACACGUAACCGACCUGGAUUUGCUGCAAGCGCUGACUGUCGUCAGCCAGACCAACAACUAUUGCCGUCCCACCUUCGGAAGAUCAACUAAGGUGGUAGCCGCACGCCACCCGUUGCUCGAAGCGUACGGCGAGAACGAAAAAGUUAUCAAAAACAACAUCAUAGCAACCCCGGAAUACAACGUAUUCAUCGUAACCGGACCGAACAUGAGCGGCAAGACGGUCUACAUGAAGACGAUCUGCCUGCUGCAGAUUAUGGCCCAGCUGGGUAGCUACGUUCCGGCGACCCGGGCCGAGCUGCGCAUUGCCGACCGGUUGAUGGCCAUUUUCGGCGCAGCCGAAAAUGUCGAACAAGAUGCAUCCAACUCGUUGCGGAUGUCACGAAAACUGGAGAUCAUCGGCGAAAGUUUAACCGUGAACAGUUUGGUAGUGAUCGACGAGUUAUUUGGGGACACUCCGUGUCCCAGCACGGCUAGUCCUCGCUGGAAACUGCUGGAACGGGUUGUUACGUUUAUCGAUUUUCAACCCACGGCUGAUUGCAAAAGUUUAGCUGCCAUUGGGCGACCCUUCGUUUACCUCACCACUCACUGUCAUGACUUGCUGCGAUCGCUGGAUCGAUUUCACAAUGUGUCACAGCUCUGUAUGCAAACGGAAGCGUUACAGGUGGACGGCGUCAGCCGUUUGCGCUAUAAAUACACGGUAAGUGAGGGUAAAACGGCGGAGAAGAACUACGGCAUUUCGUUGGCUAGAUGCGUUCGCAUGCCGGAAAGUGUGAUUCUGCGAGCGGAGGAGAUCAACAAGCGCUUAAGCGCUGAAUUCGCGUCACACAACACGACUACGUUGAACAGCACCUUAUCGACAGAAGCCAAUCGAACCCUUUUUGAUAAACGCCUUUACGAAUUGUAUGCCCAGGUGGCGUCGGUACUUCCAACUGCCGUUGACGGAACCUACGUCGAUGAUGAACGUUUGGGCGAACAAUUGGAGCAACUGUUGGGUGAAUUUGCGAGUUCACUGUCGCCGGAUGUUGUUCGCUUCCUGAAGGAAACUCCGUUGGAGAUGUUACUUCGGCAGAACGAUCAGACGAUGCAGUGGAGUAACUCCACGAUGCCCAACACACCGAGCGAAACGAGUGACAACCGAGCAACUAUGGGAAGUGAGCAUUUCACGGUUAAUGAAACUGAGUUUUCGAGUCAGGAAAGUUCAGACGUGUAA
Sabethes cyaneus is the source of this 2724-nucleotide messenger RNA. RefSeq names its product mutS protein homolog 4-like. NCBI's taxonomy places the organism in Eukaryota, Metazoa, Arthropoda, Insecta, Diptera, Culicidae. The record is from RefSeq and is a predicted model, not a curated record. Gene Ontology annotation, molecular function: ATP-dependent DNA damage sensor activity; mismatched DNA binding; ATP binding. Gene Ontology annotation, cellular component: nucleus. Gene Ontology annotation, biological process: reciprocal meiotic recombination; mismatch repair. The transcript has 6 exons. Bases 1 to 2724 code for a protein of 907 amino acids.